GUCGCGUCACAGGCCGAACAACCAAACAGAAAAGUUUAAUAAACAGCAGGCGGAGGGGCUGGUGGCGGCGGCCGGGCCGGGGCGAGCGGGGUUUUGGUGGCCUCACCUGUCCCCAUUCACCGGCGGCGACCGGCGGCGGCGGGCAGCGCGUCAGGCGGAGAGAGCCGCCGCCAGAUGUAGAUGGAUCUAAAUCCAUUCUCUGGACAUUAAGAUCAGCUGAAGGAAAUUGGGAGCAUUUUUACCCACUUAACCCAAGAAACAGCAGGAAAGACAACCUGACAUAGGGAACUGGGAACUGCUAUACAGAGAGAGAACUACAAAGCAUCCUCAGUGCAGUAGGAACCCUAAUCCAAAGUCCCUAUACUUUUAUCAGAGUGUGCAACAGAGGAACAUGGCUCAAGAAACUAAUCACAGCCAAGUGCCUAUGCUUUGUUCCACUGGCUGCGGAUUUUAUGGAAACCCUCGUACAAAUGGCAUGUGUUCAGUAUGUUAUAAAGAACAUCUUCAAAGACAGAAUAGUAGUAAUGGUAGAAUAAGCCCACCUGAUGAGGUGUUGGCCUGCCCAGGGUACAGAGUCACUAACCUGAGAUGUGGUCCUGUUACAGCACCUUCUGUCAGUAGUCUGUCUGAGUCUUUACCAGUUCAGUGCACAGAUGGCAGUGUCCCAGAAACUCAGUCGGCGUUAGACUCUACAUCUUCAUCUAUGCAGCCAAGCCCUGUAUCAAAUCAGUCACUUUUAUCAGAAUCUGUAGCAUCUUCCCAAGUGGACAGUACAUCUGUGGAUAAAGCAAUACCUGAAACAGAAGACCUGCAAGCUUCAGUAUCAGAAACGGCACAGCAGCCAUCUGAAGAGGAAAGCAAGUCUCUUGAAAAACCAAAACAAAAAAAGAAUCGCUGUUUCAUGUGCAGGAAGAAAGUGGGACUUACUGGGUUUGAAUGUCGGUGUGGAAAUGUUUACUGUGGUGUACACCGUUACUCAGAUGUACACAAUUGCUCUUACAAUUACAAAGCUGAUGCUGCUGAGAAAAUCAGAAAAGAAAAUCCAGUAGUUGUUGGUGAAAAGAUCCAGAAGAUUUGAACUCCUGGAAUACAAAAUCCUUUGACCAUCUGCAAACUAAAAAUUGACUUGAGGUUUUUUUUCCUAGUCAUUGGGAAUGUAGAGCAAUGUAUCUUGCAUAGACCUUUUAAUCAUGCAUGUCAUCAGAAGAAUAGAUUUUUGUUUUUGUUUUGAAAAUGACUCUGAACAUUUAUUUACAUUGCAGUUUCUGUGGCUGAAAAGACUUAAGUAAACUUUACAAGUAUUAUCCUUUUAAGAUCAUUUUAAUUUUAGUUGAGUGCCGAGGGCUUUUAUAACAAACGUGGAGAAAUGUUGGAGGGCUGUGAUUUUUCCAGUAUUAAACAUGCAUGCGUUAAUCUUGCAGUUUAUUUUCUCAUUGUGUAUGUAUAUAUAGCUUUUCUCUGCAGCACGAUUUCUCUUUUGAUAAAUGCCCUUUAGGGCACAACUAGUUAUCAGUAACUGAAUGUAUCUUAAUCAUUAUGGCUGCUUCUGUUUUUCAUUAACAAAGGUUAUACAUAUGUUAGCAUAUAGUUUCUUUGCACCCACUAUUUAUGUCUGAAUCAUUUGUCACAGGAGAGUGUGUGCUGAAGAGAUUCUAAGUUUGUGUGUUUUUAAAUUUUUUUGAGCAAGGGAAGGAAAAGCUGUAUGCAUUUCAUUGCUGACUGCAGGUUUCUUUCAGAUUGUGUUCAUUGGUCUGUGUGUAUACAAUAUGAAGAAUGAUCUGAAGUAAUUGUGCUGUAUUUAUGUUUAUCUACCAGUCUUUGGUUAAAUAAAAAGGAAAACCAUAA
Lagenorhynchus albirostris (white-beaked dolphin) is the source of this 1845-nucleotide messenger RNA. It is a transcript of the gene ZFAND6, whose product is annotated as zinc finger AN1-type containing 6. Gene Ontology annotation, molecular function: zinc ion binding; DNA binding; polyubiquitin modification-dependent protein binding. The coding region runs from base 392 to 1078 and encodes 228 amino acids. Lineage: Eukaryota; Metazoa; Chordata; Mammalia; Artiodactyla; Delphinidae. Gene Ontology annotation, biological process: protein targeting to peroxisome. The transcript is spliced from 8 exons. The record is from RefSeq and is a predicted model, not a curated record.